AUGGCCAACUGCGCAGCGUGUCUGCGGCGGGCCGUCCAGGCCUCGUCUCGCAGCAGGCCCCUCGCCGAAGCUGCAGGCAUCUGGGCUUCUCUCCCACAGACCGGCAGACGCUAUGCCUCAGUGGCAGCCCCAAGCACCGAACGGACCGAUGCGCCUCGGACUCUAACCCUGGAGCCCCUCGAUCCGGCCGCGUCCCAGAAGAAGGACUUUGAGCGGCUGCAGCGCAUCGUCAAGAAGCAGCUGCAGCACAUGGACGACCCCUGGAAGAUUGCCCAGUAUGUGGAGGAUGCCCUCGCCAAGGACAGGUUUGACGAGGCCUUGCUCCUCACCAAGACGGCGGGCAAGGACCGCCAGGUUGUCGUUGCCUGGAACCACCUGAUCAACUACCUGCUGGGCAAGCAGCAGCUGAAGAACGCCAUCAAGCUCUACAACGAUAUGAAGAAAAGAGGGCAGCUGCCCAACGUCCAGACCUUCACCAUCAUCUUCCGCGGCUGCGCUCAGUCCCAGCACCCCAAGCUUGCCGUUGCCGAGGCCGUCAAGCACUACAACAUCCUCCUCAGCGACAAGCGUCUGCAGCCAAACUCGAUCCACAUGAACGCCGUUCUCAACGUCUGCGCAAGGGCCGGCGACCUCGACUCCAUGUUUCUCAUCGCCGAGACAGCCAACGACACCACCCGCGCCCCCACCUCCUAUACGUAUACCACCAUCUUGAAUGCCUUGCGGUACCAGGCAAUCCGCGACAUGAAGGACGUGACGCCGGAGCAGGAAGCUGCCAAUGCGCGAAAGGCUGUGGAUCGGGCAAAGAGCAUCUGGUCCGAGGUCAUUGACAAAUGGAGGAAGGCGCAGCUGGUCAUUGACGAAGAACUGGUGUGCGCCAUGGGUCGUGUCCUGCUCCUCUCCCCUGACAGGGAAGACAAGAGAGAAGUGCUCGACCUGCUCUACCAAACCAUGAGCAUUCCCAACUUGGCCAAGGAUCCCGGCGCCGAUGCGUUUCAAGACGGUCAAAUGGAGAAGAUUGCCGUUACUGGUGUCGCAAAGAGAUUGCCUUCGAGCAAGGCCGUCUAUGCCAUCCCUGGCCGGAAUACCCUGGCCUUGAUCCUGACGACGCUUGCCUCGUCGAGGCUUACGACAAGUGGCAUCAAGUACUGGAAUCUUCUGGUCCGUCACUAUGGCAUCGUGCCGGACAAUGACAACUGGCUUCGCAUGUUUGGCAUGCUCAAAGUCGCAAAGGCUAGUGGCCACGCUUCCUCCAUCCUGAGCCUCAUGCCCGACGAGUACAUCGAUGGCAAGCACUACCGCAUCGCCAUGGAGACUUGCGUCCGCGACAACAUCAACACCAAUGCCAUUGACAACGCGAAUCGGGUGCUCGAAUCCAUGCUUACACGCCUGCCAGUGCCUGACAUACACACUCUUCGACUGUAUCUACGCGUUGCUCUCGUCAGCCACUACCAUUAUCGCGAACGAAUGAAGAAGGGAGACGAAGAGGGCGCCAAGCGCGACUAUGGCUUGCAGAUAACAAAUGCCCUGGCCCAUCUCUGGGAGCCUUACAAGAAGGUUCACUACCACUUCUUCAAGGAGAACGCCAAGGGCAGCAAACUCAGCCCGGGCGAGCUCUACAACAGCCAGCGCGAGGUCAUUGCCCUGGCUCGUCACAUGUUUAGUGCGUUCAACAAGGUCAUCAACGAGAAGAUGCUUCCCGAGGAUGACGCAAAGGAGCUCCGCGUGGUCGGUGCCAAGAUCAACCGCGAGAUUCAAAAGUUCUACUCGAACCGUGAGGAGCGGGAGCCCAAUCUG
This is a messenger RNA of Trichoderma reesei QM6a, 1794 nucleotides long. RefSeq lists its product as uncharacterized. Gene Ontology annotation, molecular function: protein binding. The annotation marks the transcript as partial. The transcript has 2 exons. The record is from RefSeq and is a predicted model, not a curated record. Lineage: Eukaryota; Fungi; Ascomycota; Sordariomycetes; Hypocreales; Hypocreaceae.